UCUUGUUCAGGUUUCUACCUCAAGAUAUCCAAAGCGAAGCCCCAUUCAGAAUCAGGCAAUUACCAAUUAUAUUGGCACCCCAAGGUUGGCAAAGAAGGGGAAAAAAAUCAGAAAACUUCAAUUCUGUAUCAAAAUCACAUAGCAAUGAUGAAGCGGAAUUGGAAAGUUUAUAUUCCAAAAUGAUUUUCCCUGAAGCUCAGGCCCAACCAGCUGCUGCUCUCUGUGCAUCCAAUGAGGCUGUGUCUGACAACCAUAGGCCAGUAAGGGAGUCUAAUGAAGCCUCAAAUAUAGUUGAGAGCAGACCAGAAGGGAGUGCCAGUAAUUGUAAUCAAAGGGAAGAGCAUCUAGGCCAAACUUUUAGUCUUGACCUGACGGAAACGGCUGAAAUGUUGGAUGACAAAUCUUUUGAUCUCCAUGAGGUUGGAACUUCUCUUGAUUCUGCUUUGGUCACGGUUAAUGGAUACAGAGUGAAGCCAGAAUGGGCAUCUCUCCUUAACACUAUAUUUUUUAGACAUGGAGACAUUGCUAAGGAUUGCUCUCUUGUGGGUAUGAAAUCCCAUUCAUCUCUCCUGGGGAUAAUCUGUGAGAUCAUCCGGAAAUUACAGGAUAACAGAAUUCAUACAUAUCACACCUGUAGAGCUCAAAUCCAUGUUUGUGAUAUGGAAACUGUAAAGCUGGAGGUUAGAUGGUUGCAUCAGAGGCUGGAUGAAAUUUUUUAGGCCAUGCAUCAGUUCAAUGGUAUUUCAGCCUGGAGGAGGCGUAAAGAAGACGAAUUAAAGUCAUUGAGAGAAAAGAGGAAAAGUUAAAAAGCUUUAACAUGGAGUUUCUAGCUUCACCGGAGGAGAUUCUAGCUUUACAGCAGAAGAGUCUAACUUUAAAGGAGAAAGUCCUUUUAGCAGAGAAAUGAGCCGACUUCAAUCAAGGCCGAGGCUGAGAAGAUUGAUGAGACGGUCUGAGAGGCAAAGGCAAAAGUGAAAUGUUUUUAAAAGAAGUCUUUGAUGCAUGGCCUACUUUAGUUUAAUCUCUGUUUGACGACUUUAAACCGAAAAAUUGUAUCCGUUAGCUGAGAUAUAUAGUUGGUGUUAUGUUUACUGUGAUUGGAAACUAGAGUUUUUAACACUCCUAUAUUAAAGCUGUGAAACUUGAUUCAACUUGUAUGUUCUUUUUCCUUUUA
Messenger RNA from Cornus florida, 1174 nucleotides. RefSeq lists its product as uncharacterized. The coding region runs from base 180 to 719 and encodes 179 amino acids. The transcript has 2 exons. The record is from RefSeq and is a predicted model, not a curated record. Lineage: Eukaryota; Viridiplantae; Streptophyta; Magnoliopsida; Cornales; Cornaceae.